This is a messenger RNA of Staurois parvus, 348 nucleotides long. NCBI's taxonomy places the organism in Eukaryota, Metazoa, Chordata, Amphibia, Anura, Ranidae. The record is from the annotation of a GenBank genome assembly.
GACAAAAAAUGGAACACACCAGCAGUGUGAGGAGACCUGAAAGUGGCACAUGGCAUGGCAGAGUGUGGCGAUGGAGACAGCAGCAAUGGGAGGCCGUACAGGGACCCAUGAGACACUGUGGACCUGGCAGCAGCAUGAGGAGGCGGUACAGGGGCCCAUGGCAGAUUAGGGGCCUGGCAGCAGCUAUAUGGGAGGCCCGUAAUCUGCCAGCACCCUAUGACAAAAAAUGGAACACAGCAGUGUGAGGAGACCUGAAAGUGGCACAUGGCAGAGUGUGGCGAUGGAGACAGCAGCAAUGGGAGGCCGUACAGGGACCCAUGAGACACUGUGGACCUGGCAGCAGCAUGA